Molecule: messenger RNA, 5707 nt
Organism: Phascolarctos cinereus (koala)
Lineage: Eukaryota; Metazoa; Chordata; Mammalia; Diprotodontia; Phascolarctidae
Source: RefSeq, a predicted model, not a curated record
AGCGCAGAUCUCCGGCGAAUACUACAACUCCCAGCGUAUUCUUCUCCAGAGGGAAAACAGUGCCCGAGAAGCUCGCUUUUCGCAAUGCAUCCUGGGGCUUGUAGUUCUUCGAGCAAAGCUUGUCAUUUGCCUUGGUUUCUGAUUCCCUCAGGACAGGAGCUGGGGAGCUUCUCCAGACCCAGAAGAACGUGAUGCGCGGGCGUUGGGCGCUCUGUAAAGCUAGGGUGGGAGGGAGCGCGUAACCUUGCGAGGAGUGAUUGGGCAGUCGUGGAGAGCUUUCUUACCCCCCCCCCCGACUCCCACCCCUAAUUCCCAACACCUCCCCUCAGUUGAGCUUGGAUAGCGGAGGGGAGGGGGGCUUCCGGUGCGGACGGCGCAUGUGCCCAACCCUGGGGCCGCCGUGACUGUGGAAUGUUUUGGGGCUGUCAGUGAAGGGAGAGAAGGAAGCUGAGCCAGAGAUCGCGCCGGGCUAGGCUCGAACCUGAGCGGCAGCUGGAGCCGGAGCCCGAGCGGGAGCCCCUCCCCCCUUCCCUUUCCCCCUCCCGCCGCGCGCACCCCGUCCCCCGCUGCCUCCGCGAGCCGUCCCGAGGGCUCAGUGCUGGGGAAGAGGAGGUGGCGGCGGCGGCAGCGGCUGCCCCAGCGGCUGCCCCCGUGCGCUCUGGGACCAAGCUUGCGGAGGAGCCGCCGCGAACGGCCCGUCCCCGCCGUGGCGUCGUCCGCGUCGUCCUCGCCGUGGUCCUCGGUCUCCCUGUCUCCCUGUCUCCCUUGGGCAGCCGGUCCUCGGGGGGCGCCGCCACUGCCGCCUCCUCCGGGGGCGGGGGCGGGCGAGAGCCGGCGGAGGCGAUGAUGAACAGGUUCCGAAAGUGGCUGUACAAGCCCAAGAGGUCAGAUCCACAACUUCUUGCUCAGUUCUACUAUGCAGAUGAAGAGUUAAAUCAAGUUGCUGCUGAAUUGGACAGCUUGGAUGGAAGAAAAGAUCCACAGAGAUGUACGUUACUAGUCAACCAGUUUCGUUCAUGUCAGGAUAAUGUGUUAAACAUUAUAAAUCAGAUAAUGGAUGAAUGCAUUCCAAGUGAUCGAGCAAAUCGGGAUUUUUGUGUUAAGUUCCCAGAGGAGAUACGUCAUGAUAAUCUGGCUGGCCAGCUUUGGUUUGGAGCAGAGUGCUUGUCUGCAGGUUCAAUUAUCAUGAAUCGUGAAAUAGAGAGCAUGGCUAUGAGGCCACUAGCUAAGGAUCUGACGCGUAGCUUGGAAGAACUUAGAAACCUCAUUCGGGACCAAGCCUUAAGAGAUUUAAAUAUUUAUACUGAAAAAAUGAAAGAGUCUCUCAAACAUUUUGAUGUCCUAUUUGCUGAAUUUGAGUUGAGUUAUGUCUCAGCCAUGGUACCAGUAAAGUCGCCAAAAGAAUAUUAUGUACAACAGGAGGUAAUCGUGCUUUUUUGCGAAACAGUGGCGAGAGCUCUAAAGCUUGGAUACCUCACUCAAGACAUGAUUGAUGACUAUGAACCAGCAUUAAUGUUUACAAUUCCAAGAUUAGCCAUUGUAUGUGGGCUUGUAGUUUACUCUGAAGGACCUUUGAACCUGGACCGUAAGGCAGAAGAUAUGUCUGAGCUGUUCAGACCCUUCCACACUUUGCUAAGAAAAAUAAGAGAUCUACUGCAAACAUUGACUGAAGAAGAACUACACACACUUGAACGGAAUCUUUGCAUAUCCCAAGAUAUGGAGUUCUCUGUCAGAACAGAUCCUGAAGUGCCCUCUGUCAUUGCGCCCACUUUAGCUGCAACUUUCCCUCCUGAGCAGCUUUCUGUCACAGCAGAAAAUACAGAGGCCGAAUUAGCCUGCUCAAUGCAAUAUGAUGAACAGGAGCUGGAACAGCUCAAUCAGAUGGUUCACAGGGUAGGAGAUGAAAUGUCCUCUCUCCUUUCCCCACCCAGUGUGUGCCAGUCACCAGCACACAGAGCUGGCCUAAGAAACAACUCGAGCACAGAGGCCUCACCAAGAAGGUCAAAUCUUGAGCAUUUAAAUGAUGAUGAGGACAGAGUCUUUUUUAUGGAUGAUCUUGAUGGAAUAGGAGAAUCCCUUUCUAGGCCAGAGUCAGGUAGUGAAACUUUGGUUUGGGUCAACAGCACUUGUCAGGAUCUGCCAAAGGAAAGGGACACUCAGAAUUCAGAGAGCAGGGAAGCAGGAAAUGGUUUACUCACAGAAGAAAUGGAAAGUGAUUUGAGCAAUAACAAUAAUAUUGAAGAAAGCAAAAUGCAGAAAAUUGGGCUCUCCAUCCAGAAUUCUUGCAGUUGUUUAGAUACACAGUUAUACCUCAAUGGCUGGGAUAUGAAUGCUGAGGAUGCAGAAACAGCAGAAAUAAUAGCCCAUCGGACUGGUGGAAUGAAGAUCUCUGCUACUGUCAUAUUUAAUCCUAAAUCUCCUACUUCUUCUGAUUCACCUGUAAGUACACCAGAGGUACCGAGUGAUUGUGUUACUGUACCCAACUCAAGAGCCAACGAAGAGGAAAAUGAAUCCCAUCAGCUCAGCAUUGCCGCCACCAACUGUCUCAUUAAUUCGUGUGUGUGUUGUGGUAGCUGUGAGGACAACAGGGAGGAUAAUGUAGAAAGAUUAAAGACUAAAUGUGCUCCAGGAAAAGUUAUAAAAAAUGCCUCUUAUAGUCUAGUCAAGUCUAAAGAAAAGGACCACAUAGAUAGGUCGGCUAAUUCAGCAUCCGCUCCAGAGACACUAAAAACUGAAACUGUCCCUACAGACAGAGACUGUGACCAGCCAGAACCUAAACGCUCUCAUUCCUCCAAGUGCCUGGCACAGAACUCAGGUUCACAAGUGGAAAGCGAUGAUGGGCCACGCGUCGAAGGGGAUGUGUCAAGUCAGCAGAAACAGCAUGAAAAAAGAAGACAGCCAAGUGAAAAGCAGUCAGAGACCAGAAAGCAAAGUAGAAGCAAAAGGACAGGCAAAGAAGGAGUAAAAGCAAGGCCUAGUUCCAGGCGACAACAGCGCUGGACCCCUAACCUUUCACUGAAGUUAAUCUUCAUCCUCACUUUCAUCACCAUCAACAUCAAGACAGGCCCCUGUUCAUCGGAAGGCCCUGACCAGGAGGAGAUCCAGCUGGCCUUACAGGCUGCGAAAAGGGCUACGAGGGAAAAGAUCAGAUCCAGGUUUCACAGCAGCAGUGACCUCAUCCACCGACUUUUUGUCUGCAUAUCAGGUGUCGCUGAUCAACUGCAAACAAAUUACGCAAGUGAUUUACGAAGUAUUCUUAAGACCUUAUUUGAAGUUAUGGCAACUAAGCCAGACACAGAAGAUGGGGAAAAGUUAAAGAAAGUAAAUCAGAAUUUAAGAAGUGCAGCUCUGGAAGACUGUGCCCUUUGCCAGGAAACAAUAUCUUCUUCUGAACUUGCAGCAAAGGCAAGAGAUGGAGAUUUUGAAGAUCCUCCUGAAUGGGUACCAGAUGAAGCCUGUAGCUACUGCACAGCAUGCAAAGCACCUUUCACUGUCAUUCGGAGGAAGCACCACUGUAGGAGCUGUGGCAAGAUUUUCUGUUCCCGCUGCUCUUCCCACUCUGCGCCGUUACCUCGUUAUGGUCAGAUGAAACCUGUCCGUGUUUGCACUCACUGUUACAUGUUCCAUGUCACGCCAUUUUACAGUGACAAAGCUGGUAUUUGACAUAUUACACUAGUGAUCUAUUUAAUGGAGUCAUACAUGGACUAAAAUUCUAUGUGACUUAAGCCAAGAAUUAACUGGAAAGAAGGCCCUUGUCAGGAACAUGUAGGCUUUAAGCAUCCAUCAUAAUAUAUUUUGUACAGAUGGUUUUUAUUGCAUUUUCCUAAGCUGCUAAAGGGAACCAUGGGGAGCCUAUAGCACUGGGGCUGCAAUAGUCUUCCACACAUUUCUAACAUGAACAUGAUGAUGCCAUAUGAUAUGGGAGACACACACUUACUGAAAAGAGAGGGGGUCCCUGUUUAAGCUACCAAGGCUUGCAUUGCUGCCCGUCUCCCAAACACACAUUUGUGUCCUCCUUAUAGUAAACCAAUUCCAAACUGCUCACUGGCUUCUGACAGACGUUUUCUUCCUUUUGCUGGCUAGCCUUUUUAGUCAAUACACUCUGGCCAAACGUUACCAGAUUCACACGGGAUAUUUACAGAGGCAAAGUUAUCUUUGAAGCAAAGAGGAAGCUCUUGAGUUUCCAGAGCUGUUCCUUGCUGUUGCCUUUUGUUUGGGAAUCAUAGCAAUAACUCUGAUGCUCUACUCUUUUAUUAUUACCUUGUUUUGCAUGGGGUGGGUAUUUUUGAGGAUUCAUUAUAUCUGAUACCAUUUCUUCCACCUCUUGGUUGUUUGAAAAAAUGAGAAUAAAUAUGAGAGUUUUAUUUAUAUCAUUAAUAACAAUAAUAAAGAAUAAAUGCCAAGGGCAUUGGUAAUUGGGGUGAAAGUUCAGUACAAAAUACUUCUUUUUAUUUUUGGAAGUUUUGCAAAACAAGGGCACUGUUAUAUGUGGGGCUGUUUAUGAAACCAAAAAUAUUUAAAAGACAGAUAUUCAGACUGUCCAUUUUUAUUCAAAAAGGCCUAAACAUUUACUUACACUUUAGGGAUGCAAAACCUGCAAUAUAUCAUUUAUGGCAUAAUUUUAUAAAUCAUUUCUUAGUCACUUAUUUUUCAAUCAGAUGCAGGCCUGUCUUAGGAGAAUGUGUUUAAACUAGUAGGAAAAUAACUUGUUGUCCAAAGGGGAAAAUACACACAGUAAGUGAUUUUUUGUACAGUAAGAGGUUUAUUUUCCAAAGUAUCUGCCCUAAGUUUACCUACCAGUAGAGUGAAGAAUUUGCCUUUACCAGACUCCAGAUUUUGCUUUCUUCGACAUCCACACUGACAUGCAGUAUUUCAUCACAAAAGACGCGGAGAGUUGACAAGAAAACUGCGUGUUCUUUCCUUCAGAAAAGGAUCUUACUCGGCAAGGCAGACAACGCUGGUCCCUUUCCACGGUUUUCUGCCCCAUGCAAACUGAUCAGAUAAGAUUCCCAGGUUUUCUUGGUUUCUUAGUUCUGUUGUCAUUUGUAUAACAUGGAACCCGCAUGGCGUCAGGCAUAAGAAAUGCACUCGAGUGCUCAGUGCAGUGUUAGUCAUGUUAUCAUGUCUGCUCGUGGAUUUCAUUUUGUUUCCGUUUUGUACUUUCCCUUACCCAGUCCUAAAGAGGGGAUCUCAGUGAUGGCCCCAGUUUUUUUGGCUCAGCAUGAUGCAGGUCUCUCAUGCCAACAGGAAAACUGAGGAGUAUGGUACCAAACAGUGAUACCUAUUCAGGCUUCAAUCUCAGGCUUCACAUUGCAAUGAUUAUUGCAGUUUUAUUUUUGAGAAAUGACAAAUCUAAUGCUUCUUUUAUAGGAUUAAUAAAUAAAUAAAAUUUAACUGUGACAUUAACAUGCACAAAAGUUCCUUCUUCUGUAAAAAAAAAAAGUCUUAUUUGAUGGAGUGAAUCUUAUUUAUUCCAGCUUAUUUUUAUUCUGUAAAUGCUGUAAUUCAAAAUCAUUUACAUAUAUAUGUACAUAUAUAUAUAUGGGUCUCAGACACUAUAGUUUCUUAUGUAAAUACAGACUCCUAUUUCUUUUACUGAAAAGCACAAUGAUUCUAUAUCAGUACUAAUAUGCAUUUGUCUCAGAGAAGACUUUGAUCUUAUGAUCAUCUCUUCAGAUAAUUAAAAGGUCAGGACUUUCUACUUCCA